This is a messenger RNA of Pyrus x bretschneideri (Chinese white pear), 2627 nucleotides long. RefSeq names its product ABC transporter G family member 15. Gene Ontology annotation, cellular component: membrane. NCBI's taxonomy places the organism in Eukaryota, Viridiplantae, Streptophyta, Magnoliopsida, Rosales, Rosaceae. The transcript has 9 exons. Gene Ontology annotation, molecular function: ATP hydrolysis activity; ATP binding; ABC-type transporter activity. The record is from RefSeq and is a predicted model, not a curated record. Bases 254 to 2368 code for a protein of 704 amino acids.
UAGCUAGGACCACCUUUUUUCCUUCCUUUGUAUUUCCUCUCUGCACUCCUUUUUCUGCUGUAAAUUUGAAUUGGACAAAUAUAUACACACAUAUUUACUCCCUCCCUUAUGGAAUAGCUAGGGACAACUUUCUCUGAUAUCCAGCAACCGCUUAUUAAUUAUUUGUUUAUAUAACUCUGUGUAUUUGCCACCCUUUCUCUGCUGUUCCUAUCAACACAAUACUUGUAAGUUGUAGCUGGAUAUUUUGCUGGCUAUGGAGGAGAUAGAGGAGCAAAAGGGUGGUACCACUUCUGGUGGUGUUGAUUCAGAGAGGAGUUUGCCAACUUCUGGUGGAAGAGAAGGAGAAGAUGUUCGUCGGCGGUGGCAGCCUCAGGCGGUUGUUGGGAUGCAUUUAGUGUGGGAAGAUCUGAGUGUUGUGCUUCCGAAGUUUGGGAAUGGCCAUACCAGAAGACUGCUUGAUGGGCUGAGUGGGUUUGCUGAGCCAGGUCGCAUCAUGGCUAUCAUGGGUCCUUCUGGCUCUGGCAAAUCAACCCUUCUCGAUUCUUUAGCAGGUAGACUUUCACAAAAUCUUGUCAUGACUGGAAAUGUUCUUGUAAAUGGGAAUAAGAUGAGACUAGACUAUGGUGCUGCUGCAUAUGUGACCCAAGAGAAUACACUGUUGGGAACCCUGACAGUAAAAGAAACCAUAACAUAUUCGGCACACUUGAGGCUUCCAACUACAUUGACCAAAGAAGAAGUCAACGGCAUUGUAGAAGGUACAAUUACAGAAAUGGGUCUGCAAGAUUGUGCUGACAGCCUCAUUGGAAACUGGCACUUGAGGGGCAUAAGUGGGGGAGAAAAAAAGAGGCUGAGCGUUGCACUUGAAAUUCUCACAAAGCCAAAGCUGCUGUUUCUGGACGAACCUACAAGUGGCCUCGACAGUGCCUCGGCUUUCUUUGUCGUUCAUACUCUGAGAUAUAUUGCUCUUGAGGGCAGAACCGUCAUUUCAUCCAUUCAUCAGCCCAGCAGUGAAGUCUUUGCUCUCUUUGAUGAUCUUGUUCUGCUGUCUAGCGGUCAAACUGUUUAUUCUGGACAGGCAAAUAUGGCUCUGGAGUUCUUUGCCAGAGCUGGAGUUCCAUGUCCGAGUCGAAGAAACCCUUCCGAUCACUUUCUUCGUUGCAUUAAUUCAGACUUCGACAGAGUCACCAUGAACGAAUCUCACCGAAUACGUCAGGACGUCCCAAAAUCAUCAGAUCCUUUACUGAACUUAGCAACAGCAGAGAUAAAAGCUAUGCUUGUCGAGAAGUACAAGAGUUCCGAGUACGCGUCGAGGACAAGAGCUAGGAUUCGACAAAUUUCAUCGAUGGAAGGACUGACGGUAGAAAAAUGGAGUGGGAGCCAAGCAACCUGGUGGAAGCAACUAACAAUAUUAACACGGAGAUCUUUCCUCAACAUGUUAAGGGACUUGGGGUAUUACUGGGUAAGAAUCAUCAUUUACCUGCUGUUAUCUCUGUGUGUCGGUACGAUAUUCUUCAAUCUUGGGACAAAUCUGAAUUCAAUAUUGGCAAGAGGAGCUUGUGCUGGAUUUAUUUCUGGUUUCAUGACCUUCCUGUCCAUCGGAGGCUUCCCAUCCUUCCUUGAAGAAAUGAAGGUUUUUCAUAAAGAAAGGCUCAACGGGCAUUAUGGUGUUGCUGUGUUUAUUCUGUCGAAUUUCCUCUCUUCUUUCCCGUUCUUGGCUGUCAUGUCGAUUUCAACUGCGAGUAUAACAUACUACAUGGUGGAAUUCCAUUCUCAGUUUCCUCGUUUUGUAUUCAUGUGCCUCGAUCUUAUCAGCGCCAUCGCAGCAGUAGAGAGCUCCAUGAUGAUUAUAGCAUCUCUUGUUCCUAACUACUUGAUGGGAGUGAUAAUUGGAGCAGGAUACUUGGGAAUCAUGAUGAUGACUGCCGGAUUCUUCCGCUUGCCGCCUGACAUUCCCAGACCGAUUUGGCGAUAUCCUGUUUCAUACCUAAAUUAUGGUGCAUGGGCAUUACAGGGAGAAUAUAAGAACGCACUGGUUGGCCGUGAAUUUGAUCCUAUUGUACCAAAUGGCCCGAAGCUGAAAGGUGAGUAUAUCCUCACAAACAUUGCCGGCUUUAAACUGGAUCACUCAAAGUGGUGGGACUUGGCCGCUGUUGUAGCCCUUCUUGUGUCUUUUAGAAUCAUCUUCUUCAUCAUCCUUAAGUUCAAAGAGAGAGUUUCGCCUUACCUCCGAACAUAUUAUGCCAAGCAUACUCUAAAGCAUCUCAAGAAGCGGCCUUCAUUCAGGAAGGAGAUACCAUUCCCUUCCAAGAGGCACCAACCUCUCCAUCCCCUGGCUUUUCAAGAGGGUCUCAACUCUCCACUGCACUAGAAGCAGCAACAGAAACGCCAUCCGCGGUUUUUCAUUCAGUAGCACUUGCAGAUAGCAACACCUUGCCUCAACCUUGUAGUUCCUUUUAUAUUCUGCUGUCUGCAGAAUUAUUACCUGAUUAGAAGUGUGCAUGAGAGAGAGAGAGAGAGAGAGAGCAAAAUAAGAGCAGUAGCAAUUUUCUGAGCAGAAUCUCAAUAGAAGAUAUGUGUGGCACGAGCAAGCAUAAUAAUUGUUUUAGUUUUGAUAAAAUUUACUCACA